This is a messenger RNA of Panthera uncia (snow leopard), 8947 nucleotides long. It is a transcript of the gene DYNC1LI1, whose product is annotated as dynein cytoplasmic 1 light intermediate chain 1. Gene Ontology annotation, biological process: microtubule-based movement; microtubule cytoskeleton organization. The transcript is spliced from 13 exons. Lineage: Eukaryota; Metazoa; Chordata; Mammalia; Carnivora; Felidae. Gene Ontology annotation, molecular function: dynein heavy chain binding. The coding region runs from base 98 to 1672 and encodes 524 amino acids. Gene Ontology annotation, cellular component: cytoplasmic dynein complex; centrosome. The record is from RefSeq and is a predicted model, not a curated record.
GAACGCUCCAUAUCCGGGUUCCCGCCGCCGCCACCGCCGCCGCCGCCGCCGCCUAGCUCAUUCAGCUUUGCCGGGAGUGGUGUGAUUCCCGACCAAGAUGGCGGCUGUGGGGCGAGUCGGCUCCUUCGGUUCCUCUCCGCCGGGAUUAGCCUCCACUUACGCAGGCGGCCCCUUGGCUAACGAGCUAACAUCGGGCAACGGCGGCGCCGCAGCAGGCGACGACGAGGACGGGCAGAACCUUUGGUCCUGCAUCCUCAGCGAGGUCUCCACCCGCUCGCGCUCCAAGCUCCCCGCAGGGAAGAACGUAUUGCUGCUGGGUGAAGAUGGAGCUGGAAAAACAAGCUUAAUAAGAAAAAUUCAGGGAAUAGAAGAGUAUAAGAAAGGAAGAGGAUUGGAAUAUUUGUACUUCAAUGUUCACGAUGAAGACCGAGAUGAUCAAACAAGAUGUAAUGUAUGGAUCUUAGAUGGAGACCUGUAUCACAAGGGCCUCCUGAAAUUUUCACUGGAUGCCAUUUCUCUGAAGGACACUCUAGUUAUGCUGGUUGUUGAUAUGUCAAAGCCUUGGACUGCUUUGGAUUCUUUACAGAAAUGGGCAAGUGUUAUUAGAGAACAUAUUGACAAGUUGAAAAUUCCUCCUGAAGAAAUGAAAGAAAUGGAACAAAAGUUGAUUAGAGACUUCCAAGAAUAUGUAGAGCCGGGAGAAGAUUUUCCAGCCUCUCCUCAGAGAAGAAAUACCGGGUCACAGGAAGAUAAAGACGACAGUGUGGUUUUACCUCUGGGUGCGGACACACUUACACAUAACUUGGGCAUCCCAGUACUAGUAGUUUGCACAAAGUGUGAUGCCAUUAGUGUAUUGGAGAAAGAACAUGACUACAGAGAUGAACAUUUUGAUUUUAUUCAGUCACAUAUCCGGAAGUUUUGUUUACAGUAUGGUGCAGCACUUAUUUACACUUCAGUGAAAGAAAACAAAAAUAUAGACUUAGUAUAUAAAUAUAUCGUUCAGAAACUGUAUGGAUUUCCCUAUAAGAUUCCUGCUGUUGUUGUGGAAAAAGAUGCAGUAUUUAUCCCAGCAGGGUGGGAUAACGAUAAGAAAAUAGGAAUAUUACAUGAAAAUUUUCAAACAUUGAAAGCGGAAGAUAAUUUUGAAGACAUUAUAACCAAACCACCUGUGCGAAAGUUUGUACAUGAGAAGGAAAUUGUGGCAGAAGAUGACCAAGUGUUUCUUAUGAAGCUACAGUCCCUUUUAGCAAAGCAACCACCAACUGCAGCUGGAAGGCCUGUGGAUGCCUCACCAAGAGUCCCAGGAGGCUCCCCUCGAACACCAAAUCGAUCUGUGUCGUCCAAUGUUGCCAGCGUGUCGCCCAUCCCUGCUGGGUCAAAAAAAAUUGAUCCAAACAUGAAAGCUGGAGCUACAAGUGAAGGUGUCCUGGCAAAUUUCUUCAAUAGUUUGCUGAGUAAAAAGACUGGUUCUCCGGGAGGCCCUGGUGUUGGCGGUGGUAGCCCUGGAGGUGGGGCUGGAGGUGGAAGCAGUGGUUUACCACCAUCCGCCAAAAAAUCAGGCCAGAAGCCUGUCCUAUCAGAUGUUCAUGCGGAACUAGACAGAAUUGCACGCAAACCAGUUACAGUUUCCCCUACGACACCUACAUCUCCUACGGAAGGAGAAGCUUCUUGAAGAUACCAAAUAAAGCCAUUUAUUCAGUUUUCUGGGAUAAUGUAAACUUGCCUCUGCCUUCUCCUUCAAAAGUGGAAUUAAGGAACUGGAGUGCUUUUUCAGAUGGACUAAAUUUCUUUUUUUUUUUUUAAUUUUUAUUUGUGGUUGCCCAUUUUUUAUAAAAGGAAGCUAUACAGAAGAAAAAUUAUUCUACAUUAUGUAGGAUUGCUGUUUGCAUUGCCACUUUGCAUAAGGAAAUAAUUUUGGAUUUUGAAAAACUCAAAAUUUAUAGAUCUGAAAUACAGCCACGUGAUCAUACUCUAAAGGCUAUUUAGAACAUGGGAGGGUUUAGGAAAAGGCAGAAAAUAAUAUGCUUUGGGCAUUUGACUGACUUGAAAGUCCAAACUUAUUUUAGUUAAGACUAUUAAAAUCAUUUGAAAAAUUAUGUAUUAGUUUUGCUGGAAAAGAGAAAAUGAUCAAUUGUCAGAUUUUCCACACCAACGUAAAUAUACCACCACACAUGGAAUAUGCUGAGAAAACUAUCAGAUAGCAUUUUAUACACUAGUCAUUGUUUCGAUCCAUGAUCCUGUAAGUUGUCAUCAAAAUGGAAUUUUAAAAUAUUGGCCAAGAUUCAUUCUUUAACUGAGAAGAAAGAAAGCACACUGCCUAAAUGCAUAAAAGAAAAAUGCAGAGGUUAUUAAAAUGUAAAGAGGUAACAGUCUUUGGAUUUGUCUAUCUAUAUCUGUAUUGAUAUAUAGAUAUAGAUAUAUAUAUGGCUCUGCCUUAAUAUACCCCUUUUUUGUUUGUGACUUUCAACUGUAAUCAGUUAAUAAAGUAUUUAUUCUCUGCAUUCAAGUUCAAAUAACUUGUUGCAUUCUCUUAUAUAUAAUUUGUAUUUAUCAGACCAUGAAUAAGAUUCAUUAGUAUUUUAAGGUAUUUGACUUUAUAGGGUUAUUAAGCAUUCUGAUCUUUGUAAGAGACAAGUGAAUACGUAAGAUUCCUUAAGUUUCCUUAAGUUGGGAGUUUACCUUGAUCAACACGUCUUCUCCACAAGCAUGUCUUGAACUACAGAAUCUUAUGUCAGCAUUUCUGGUAGAUAAAAAUAUAGCCUUUUAUCAUUAUUUAUUGGGCAGAAGCUGUUUAAAAGCUUGGCGAAUGCACUAACACAUAGCUCCUCUCUUACGGGUGAGAACACCUGUUGUUAGUAGUUCCACCUGAAUUUUCAAUACUGUUUUUAAAUGCUUGUUGUAGAACCUUCAUAAGAACAAUUUGACUUCUUAUGAAGUUUGCCUAAAGAACAUACGUACAUUUAACUUACUGAAUCAUUACAGAUAACUGGGAAAAAAUGGCUACUGCCCUUAUAUUGGCCUUCAUUAUUACUUUAAAAUAUAUAUUCCAAAGAUUUUUUUUCAGCAAAAAUGUUUAAGGACAAUAUCCCUACUAUCUAACAUAAUCCUUUCGUUAGGAGUUUAAAACCUUUACUUUUAAAUAGUAUUUGGCUCCUAAUAGUUGAAUAUAAGUGUUAAAAUAACAUGAGAGGGUAAUGAUUUGUUUCAAGGUGGGAAAAACUUAGGUUGUUCAUGGGCACGGAAAAACUAAUUUGUAAAAACAUUUUGUUUGAGGAAAUGGAAGAUGAAAAAUGCCUCUGAUAGAACCUUUAGUCUGGAAAGGGUUCUGCAGUCAUGGUGUUAUAAAGACCAGUUUUUCUGAACUAGUACUUUAAGUAAAACUAAUGACAGAAAGAAAAUUGCUGCCUGUGCAUCAUGUCUGCUGUGUUUGCAUGUCUAGACCAACUCAUUUUUCUCUGUGUGACAUUGGAGGUGUACUAGAAUAUCCUUGGAAUUGAGUCAUCAGCUGAAAUAACUGUCAGUGUUCAUUUUAUAUGGUAUUCAGUUUUAACUAAUCUAAAACCUUGUGUUUACCCUGUUUAAACCUUAAACCAAUUUUUGAUCCUAUUUUUUGCAAGGAAAUUUGUUUUUAAACUACUUAAUUGUUUCUGUUUUGUUUUUAAGCAGUUUUUAUUGAGGUAUACAGUACAGAAAAGUGUGCAAAUUCAGGUUAUAUGGUUUGAAAUACCUCUUAAUCGGCGCCACGAUCAAGAAAGAUGUUAGUGGCUCCUGUGUUCUUCUGUGUGCCCCUCAUUAGGACCCCUGCCUGCCAAGUGACCACUAUCCCAACUUGCACAGGCAUAGAUAAGUUUUAUUUAUUUAUAAUCUUUAUGUAAAUGGAAUCUUAGAGUUGAUAUUCUUUUUGUGAAAGGUUUCUUUAUUAGUUCUGUGACACAUCAAAUACAUGUAGCAAUAAUUAUCCCUUCUCAUUGCGCCAUAAUACUCCACCAUGCAAAUACGCUACAAUUUAUCCAUUAUGCUACUGAUGGAGGUAUAUCAGUUUCCUAUUGCUGCUGUAACAAGUUACCAAAUUUCAGUUGCUUCAAACACUACAGUUUUAUUAUUUUACCAUUCUGGGGGUCAGAAGUCCAAAAUCAGCCUUACUUGGGCUGAAGUUAAGGGGUCGGCAGGGCUGGUUUCUUUUGGAGGCUCCAAGGAGCAUCUCUUCCUUCCUUUCUAGCUUCUAGAGGCUGCUUGCAUUCCUUGGGUUCCUGGUCCCUUCUCCAUCUUCAAGACAUGGCAUCUUCAACCCGGUGCUUCCGUCACAUCACUUCUCGCCCUGAACCUGCUACCUCCCUCGUGCCAGCAUCCGUGUGAUUAACUUGGGCCCACCUGAGCAAUCCAAUGUAAGCUCCCUCAACACCUCACUCACUCUCCUUACUAGCCUGGUUUCUGAAGAGAAACUGGAUAUAAUUCUUAUCUUUGCUUCUCCAUAGAUUUUUUUUUCCUUUGGCUUCUUUCAAGAUUUUUUGUCGCGCAGUUUGAUAUACCUAGGCAUAGUUUUUUGGGGAUUUAUCCUUAGUGUUCUAUGAACUCUCUGGAUCUGUGGUUUAGUGUCUUGACAUUAAUUCGGGGGAAAUUCUCAGUCGUUACUGCUUCAAAGAUUUAUUUUGUUCUUUCUUCUGUAUUAUGUAUAUGUUACAUCUUUGUAGUCUUAACAGUUUUAGAAUAUUCUAUUCCAUCCCCCCCCCCCCCGGCCUUUUGUUGCAUUGCUUUUUCAUUUCGGAAGUUUCUUUUAACAUAUACUGUCACUCAGAGAUUCUUUCCUCAGUCAUGUCCUGUCAACUAAUUAGCCCACGGAAAGCAUUCUUCAUUUCUGUUUGUUUGUGUUGUUUGUUUGUUUGAAUCUCUAUCAUUUCUUUUUGGUUAUUUUCUAGAAUUUCCAUCUUUCUGCUUAUAUUACCCAUCUAUUCUUACAUGUUGCCUAUUUUUUUUGUUAGGGCCCUUAGCAUAUUAAUCAUAAUUGUUUUUCUUUUUUAUUUUUUUUAAUUUUUUUUAAUGUUUAUUUAUUUUUGACAGAGAGAGCAUGAGCAGGGGAGGGACAGAGAGGGAGACACAGAAUCCAAAGCAGGCUCCAGGCUCUGAGCUGUCCGCACAGAGCCCGACAUGGGGCUCAAACUCACAGACUGUGAGAUCAUGACCUGAGCCUAAGUCGGAUGCUCAACUGACUGAGCCACCCAGGCACCCCAGUCAUAGUCAUUUUUUAAUUUGUGGCCUGAUAAUUCAUCAUCUCUGCCAUAUCUGAAUCUGAUUCUGACACUUGCUCUGUCUCUUCAAACUACUUUUUGCCUUUUACUAUGCCUUAUAAUUUUCUGUUGAUAGCUGGACAUGAUGUACUGGGUAAAAAGAAGUCCAGUGAAUAGACCUUUAGUAAUGUGGUGGUAAGAUGUUGGGGAGAGGGGAAGCAUUCUGUAGUCCUAUGAUUAGGUCUCAGUGAGCCUGUGCCCCUGGGCUGUGAACUUCACAAGUGCUUCUCAGUCCCCAUCUCCACCCACAAACCCCUACCCCUUAGGUGGGACUGGAUGGCUGGAUGGGGAACACCAGGGAGUUUUUCUCUGAUUUUUUCCCUUUGAGAUCCUGAUAGAACUCCUGGAGGUAAAAGUCACAAAAGUGGGGGAUUCCCCUAGACCAGGGAUUUUUAGUUCACAGAAUUGUCUACUCUGAGCCACCAGCAGCUUGUCAACUAUAGUUCAGGCUUUCCUACCCCAGUACUGUCUCCCUCAGAGGUUUCUGCUUGGGAGUUUCUAGUUAAACAAGUUGUUCUGGUCCAUUUGCCAGUUUCCAAUUUGGGGGACAAGGAUUGGCCCUGGGACCUCACUUCUCUGACAAAUCUAAAAAGAGUUGUUGAAUUUUCAGUUCAGCAUUUUGCUUGUUAGGGUGGAAAGAUGACUUUCAAACUCCUUACUUGUUGGCUUGGAAACUGGAAGUCUGGUUUCACCCUCUCAAAAUCCUAAUCACAUCUGCAAAGUCCCUUUGCCUAAUAAGGUAACAUUCACAGGUCCCAGGGAUUAGGAUAUGGACGUCUUUGUAGGACCAUAUUUAGGCCUACCUAUAGGAUGUUUGGGUGACUUUUAAUUUUUCAAUUGCUAUUGUGAAUUGUGCUGUUACCAACACUCUCAAAUGUGCUUUGUGGAAAAUAAGUUCUCAUUUCUACUGAGUGUAUGUGUAGAUGUGGAUUGCUGGGUCCAUGGGCUAUGUGGUAUAUUCAGCUUUAGUAGAUAAUGCCAAACAGUUUUUCCAAAAUGGUUAUACGAAUUUCCAUUCCUGGGGUGCCUGGCAGGCUCAGUCAGUAGAGUUUAAGCCCCACGGUGGGUGUAGAGAUUACAUAAAAAUAAAAUAUCAAAAAAAAAAAAGUCCAUUCCUGGGAGAAAAUAUUUGCAAAAUAUAUAUCUAAAGAGUCUAGUAUUCACAUUACAUAAAGAAUUCUAACAACUUAAUGGUAAGACCGGUAACCUAAUGUGAAAAUGGCCAAAGGAUUUGAAUAGACAUUUCUCCGAAAAAGAUACACAAAUGACAAGCACAAGAAAAGAUGCUUAUUCUUAUUAGCAGGUGAGGAAAUGCGGAUCAGAACCACAGUGAGGUACCACUUCACAGCCAAAACAAAAAAUGAGUGUUGGCGAAGAUGUGGAGAAAUCAGAACACCCAUACAUCACUGGUGGGAAUGUAAAAUGUAAAACCGGCAGCCACUUUGGGAAACAAUGUGGUGGCUCCUCCCAAGAUUAAACAUAGUUACCUUAUGACCCAGCAAUGCCCCUCCUAGAUACAUACCCCACAGACUGAGAACAUUUGCAUCACAGAAACUUGUAUGCAAAUGGUUACAGCAGCAUUACUCAUAAUAGCCGCAUGGCGCAAACAACCCAAACAUCUACCAACAAAUGGAUAGACAAAAUGUGGCAUAGCCUACAAUGGGAUAUUUUUCAGCUAUAAAAAGGAAUGAAGUAUUGAUACAUGAUACAACAUGGGUAAACCUUGAAAACAUACUGUUAAGGGAAAGAAGGUAGUCACAAAAUGUCACGAUAUAGGAUUCCAUUUGCAUGAAAUGUCCAGAAUAGGCAAAUGCAUUGAGACAGAAAUAGUGGUCUAUUGUUUAAAUUUUAGACAUUCUGGCAAGUAUACAGUAGGACCUCGUGGUGGUUUUAAUUGUAUUUCCUUGAUACCUAAUGCAUGUUUUAUGUUUAUUGGCCAUAUAGAUACCCUCUUUUGUAAAGUACCUCUUUAAGAAUCUUAAGAGUCUUGUCCUUUUUCUUUUUCUUUUUUUGCGGGGGGAGGGAGUAGGGGGGAAGAUGAGGGGGAAACUAUCUGACUUUUUCUUACUGACUUAUUCUUUACAUAUUCAGGAUGCUUGUUCUUGUCAGAUACAUAUUGUAAAUAUCUUCUCUCAUUUUGUGGUUUGCCUUUUCUCUCUCUGGUAUCUUUUGAUGAAUAGGAGUUACUGAUUUUAAUAUUCCAUUUGUCAGCUUUUCUUUAUGGCUGUCGCUUUUAUCAUCUGUUUUAAAGAAAUCCUUGCCUACCCUCAAGGUGAUGAUAUUCUAUAAUUUUUUUUUUUUUCUAAAAGAUUUAUUGUUUUACUUUUCUACAAUCCUAGGAUUGAUUUCUCUGCAUGGUAUGAAGUAGGGGACAAGAUUCUUUUUUUUUUUUUUUAAACUGUGGGUGUUCAAUUAAUUCAGUACCAUUGUUGGGAGACUCAUCCUUCUUCACUUUGCUGUAGUCCCCCCUUGGUCAUAAUUUAACUGUCCAUCUAUGUAUACUUCUGUUUCUGGGCAUUCUGUUCUCUUCUAUUUGCCAGUUUGCCUAGACUGUACUGAUACUACAGUCUCAGUUUCUGUCCUUUAUCUGGUAACCUAAGGCCUCCGGUAUUGUUUCUCUUUAAGAUUGUUUUUGCUAUUCUUGACCCUUUGCAUUUCCAUUUACUGGGCCAUUGCCCCCCCCCCCCCCCCGCCCCACACACACACCCUACAUUUUGAUUGACAUUGCAUUGAAUUUAUAGAUCAAUUUGGGGAUAACUGUCAUCUUUAAAACAUCUUCCAAACUGUACACAGAAAUAUCCUCCCACUUAUAAAGGUUUCCUUCAUUUUCUCCUAGCAAUAUUUACAUUUUUCAAUGUAUCCUCUUGCACCUCCUGUUGGUACAUUAUUUUUUCCACUGAAUUUUUUCGAUGCUAUCGUAAAUGGCAUCCUUUUAAAGUUUCAUUUUAUUUGUUGCUGGUGUAUAGAACUACAUCUUUGUCAUAUUAUCCAGAAACCUUAUUCAAAUUCCUUUAUUAAUGUAAUGGUUAUGUGUAAUUUAUUAUGUAUUUUUCUACAUAGAAUUAUGUCAUCUGCAAAUUAUGAGUCUUAUUUCCUCCUUUUUAAUGUUGUCUUGCUUUAUGACUCCUGUACCCCAGUACAGAAUACUGUUGAACCAGUGAGAGGAAGCAUCUUUAUCUUGUUCCCCACCUCAGAAUGAAAGCUUUUAAUAUUCCACUAUUAAGUCUGUUUACUGCAUGCUUUUUGUAGAUACUCUAUCAAAGAAAGAAAGUUCUCUUCUUUCCUAGUUACUUUAUAUCAUGAGUUUUAUCAUGAAUGAGUGUUGAAUUUUAUAAAAUGCUUUUUUCUUUAUUGAGAUAAUCAUUUUCUUUUUUUUUUUUCUGUUAAUGGUAUCAUUUACAUUACCUUUUAAAAAUAUUAAGCCAACUUUGUAUUCCUGAAAUAAAUCUAACUUGAUCCUGAUGUAUUAGUUUUGUUAUAUUGCUGGAUUUGGUUUGCUAACAUUUUAUUAGGAUUUUGCAUUCUGCACCUGAGAAAGAUUGGCCUGUAAUUUUCAUUUCCCAUCAUGUUUCUGUCAGUGUUUGAUAUCAAGAUUAUGUUGACCUCAUAAAUCAAGUUGGGAAGUAUUUUCUUUUUGUAUUCUUUGUAAAGACUUUGUGAAA